AUUAAUUAAAUGGAAACAGGACGCGAAUAGCAAUUAAUUUUAUUGUAAGCAAGGAUGAGUGACUUAUCUCAUUGAUAAAUAAACAGUGUGAGCGACGAUUGUGAACAUUCAUGUAGACUGGAUUAUGAAACGUUAGUACUUAGAAGAUUAAUUGUUGAAACAGUAUAAAAGAGUAUAGCAAGAUAAUGCGUUAAGUGACAAAACCUAAAAGGAAAAUAUAAGCCACAUCUCGUGUCGGAGCGACUGAUUGACUACAUAUUCGGGGUCAGAUGCCCGAAAACAACUACGAGCUAGAGGACGUCACAGUGAAGUACAAGUCGGACAUUAAUUCUCUGAACGAUAGCGCGCCACGUGACCGAGGCAUGUACAUCAGCACCGCCAAGGCGUUCAUACUCGCCUUCCUCGCUAUCGCCAUCGCCGUCGGUGUCGGCAUCAUCGUGCACUUCGCCGGACCGGGGUCAACAUUUGAGUGCAAAUGUACUUAUCCGACGACGGAUAGCGGAUCGUCGUCGGCGGCAAUGCAGCAAUGCAAAGACUGGGCGGCCGCGGGCAACGCGGUGAUAUGUAGCGCAUGUAAUGCCACAAGUUAUACGCCGUAUCCCAGCAACGUCUCUACCUCAAACCCCGUCCCCACGGGACCGCCGAAGACGACACCAGCCACACCAAAACCUACUGUGAAGGAUGUACGGAUACCCCUGCACAUGAUGCCUAUCAAGUAUACUGUGGAGCUACAGGUGUUCAUGUACGCGCCCCUGGAGCCAGCAGCGUUCUAUUUCAACGGAAGUGUCAUCAUUAGCUUUGAAUGCAAGAAUGCUACAGACAAGAUUUACCUGCACUCAAACAAGCUCAACUACACAGGGCCAUUUAGGGUAACAACUGAAAAUGGCAUUGAGGAUUUGUACCGAAAUCACACAUUCGACAUGGAUCGCCAGUUCCUGAUCGUGCAUCUUACCCAGAAAUGUGCGCUCAACAACAAAUACAUUCUGGAGAUCCCGCACUUCCGAGGACCGUUGGUCUCCGACCUGGCCGGUCUGUACCUCAGCUCGUACAAACGCGGCAACCAAACCAUCCACAUCGCCACGUCACAAAUGCAGCCGACAGACGCCCGCAAGACGUUCCCAUGCAUGGAUGAGCCUGCAAUAAAGGCGCAGUUUGAAGUGACCUUGGUCCGCAAGAGUCACAUGGUAUCGAUCUCAAAUAUGCCGAACAUCUCCAUGGAAGCAAGGGGUGACAACUGGUUCGCGGACAAGUUCAAAGUGACGCCCAAGAUGUCUACCUAUCUACUCGCCUUUAUUAUCUGUGACUUUCACUACACAAAGGCCAUGACCGAGAAUAACGUAACGUACCGCGCAUAUGCACGCCCAGAUGCAAUCGAUCAGACCCCAUACUCGCUGGAGACUGGUGUGAAAAUCCUGACGUUCUUCGAGAAGUACUUCAACGUUACAUACCCACUCCCUAAACAAGAUAUGAUUGCCAUCCCCGACUUCGCUGCGGGUGCCAUGGAGAACUGGGGUCUGAUCACGUACAGGGAGACCGCAAUGCUGUACCAGCCCGGGGUGUCCUCGGCGGGCAACAAGCAGCGCGUGGCGAUCGUGGUCUCACAUGAGUUGGCGCACCAGUGGUUCGGUAACCUGGUGACGCCCUCCUGGUGGGACGACCUGUGGCUCAACGAGGGUUUCGCCAGCUACGUGGAGUACAUGGGCGUGGAUCACGUGCACCCUGACUGGAAGAUGUUCGAACAGUUUGUGGUAGAGGACCUGCAAGACGUGUUCAACUUUGACGGCCUCAUCUCAUCUCACCCUGUCUACGUACCAGUGGCUCACCCUGACGAGAUCAACGAGAUCUUUGACAAGAUCUCAUAUGCCAAGGGCGCCACCAUAAUACGGAUGAUGCGCUUCUUCCUAGGGGAUACUAACUUCCAAAAGGGUCUCACGGAUUACCUUCGCUCUCUGGAAUACGAAGCAGCCUUUCACGAUGACCUGUGGUACGCGCUCGGGAACCGCUCUGCCUUCCACGUGAAAGAGGUAAUGGACACAUGGACGCUGCAGAUGAACUAUCCCACCGUCAUGGUGUCUCACAACCAGCAGGGGCGUCUAAGCCUAAAACAGAGCAGAUACCUGCAGGAUCCCAAUGCAGCGGACCCGGGCAAAUACGUCUCGCCUUUCGGGUACAAAUGGGAGAUCCCAUUUACGUAUACCACGAGCUCUCAACGAAGAUUUGACGUGACGUCUAAAGACAUCACAUGGCUGCACAAAACAGGAAAUGACAUGGUUGUGAUGGACAACGCUAUCCCCGCUCCAGGUGUAGGAUGGGUGCUAGGCAAUCCGAUGCAAUACGGAUACUACCGAGUGAAUUACGACAGGACGAACUGGGACAUGCUUAUACAGCAGCUCGUUACUAACCACACAGUUAUUCACGCGAUCAACCGCGCGCAGAUCAUCAACGACGCGUGGAGCUUGGCGCAAUCCGGGGACCUGGCGAUGGAGGUGGCACUGCAGACGACCAACUACCUGGACAAGGAGCGCGAGUACGUGCCAUGGGCGGCCGCCUCUUCGCAGCUGUCCUUUGUCAACUCCAUGCUUGCCAGACACCCACUUUACGGUUCCUUUAAAAAUUUUAUGCGGAGCAAGACUGGGGACGCAUUCAAAGAGCUGACGAUGAAUAACACUGGCUCUACUCACCUAGAAUCAUUCUUACGGUCCACCAUUUCUGACCUCGCAUGCGUGUAUGGCAACACGCGUUGUAUUGACGAGGCAAAGAGGCUGUUCAGGCAAUGGAGGGAUAACCCUGAUAAUAACCCGGUGGACCCAGGUAUCAAGAGCACGGUGUACUGUACGGCGGUGGCGGAGGGGACGCUAGACGACUGGGAGUUUGCGCUUGCGCGAUACCGCGUUGAGAAUCUUGCCGCCGAUAAAAUGCGUCUUCUGUCUGCCCUUGCCUGCUCCAAGGAUUCUUGGGUACUUAGUAGAUACCUGCUGAUGGCGAUAGACAAGAGCAGCCAGGCCGACAUCCGGAAACAAGACGCAGUCAACGUGAUCAUCUUCAUUUCCCGGAAUGUUAUCGGCAGGUCGCUGGCGUGGGACCUGUUUAGGGAUAAAUGGGACUUCUUCCUAAAAGAUUUCGGCGGAGGCUCGUUCGGCUUCACCAAUCUGAUCAGCGGACUCACUUCUUCCUUUAACACCGAGUUUGACCUGAGUCAGUUGAAAGCGUUUAAAGAGAGCAAGAAUGAUCUCGGGUCCGGAGCACGUGCUUUCGACCAAGCGCUCGAGAAGACACGGAGCAACAUCAAGUGGAUGACAGCACACGUCCCAGUCAUACAAAAAUGGUUGGAGAGCCAAAACACAUAGAUAUAGUAUGUCUGUCCGUCCAGUGUCCAACUCGGGAGUCCUGUAUCACCACGUGCCAUUACUUCUUCUUACACGAAUGUGUUUGUUUACAAUUACUACUUGUUAAAUAUACUGUGAGCGUUUGAUUCGUUGUAAAUCGAA
This is a messenger RNA of Dreissena polymorpha, 3488 nucleotides long. RefSeq names its product aminopeptidase N-like. Gene Ontology annotation, biological process: peptide catabolic process; proteolysis. The record is from RefSeq and is a predicted model, not a curated record. Gene Ontology annotation, molecular function: zinc ion binding; peptide binding; metalloaminopeptidase activity. Lineage: Eukaryota; Metazoa; Mollusca; Bivalvia; Myida; Dreissenidae. The transcript has 25 exons. Bases 270 to 3347 code for a protein of 1025 amino acids. Gene Ontology annotation, cellular component: cytoplasm.